This is a messenger RNA of Brachypodium distachyon (stiff brome), 1017 nucleotides long. RefSeq lists its product as uncharacterized. The transcript has a single exon. The record is from RefSeq and is a predicted model, not a curated record. The coding region runs from base 109 to 612 and encodes 167 amino acids. Lineage: Eukaryota; Viridiplantae; Streptophyta; Magnoliopsida; Poales; Poaceae.
AAACCACACACAUUAAGCCCCCAAAACCUGCUUCAGAGCAAACACAAAGAGAGAAAGAUCAAAGAAGAGCCGAGUGUGUGAGAGAGAAGAGACAGCCAUCCUUAGACAAUGGCUCUUAUUGCUGAUGAACUCAAGGCCAACGCUGAGAUCUACUAUGGUAAUGAGAUCUGCCAGCAAUGCACUACGCUCCUGCUGAAGGAAGCAGGCCUCCCCAAUGGUCUGCUUCCCUUGGAGGACAUCAUGGAGUGUGGCUAUGUUGAGGAAACUGGGUUUGUGUGGCUCAAGCAAAAGAAGAGGAUAGACCAUGUCUUCCAGAGUUUAGGAAGGGUGGUCUCUUAUGGCACAGAGAUCACUGCCUUUGCAGAGAAGGGCAGGAUCAAGAAGGUCAAAGGGAUAAAGACCAGGGAGCUCAUGCUGUGGGUCCCAGUAGAGGAGAUUACCCUUGAUGAACCAGCAACUGGGAAACUCAUCUGCAAGAGUAUUGCUGGGUUUUCUAAGACCUUCCCUGCAUCAGCUUUCCAUAUCCCAGAGAAAGAGAAUGAGAAGAUGAACUGUGCCGGGCCAAAACCAGUGGUGCUAAUGGAGAGAGCACCGCGAGUUGUUAAGAACUGAUCAUUCUGCCACCCACUGGGAUGCGGAUCAUUACCCGCCCUUCAAACCUAUAUAUGUGCCGAAAUAAUUGAACUGGUGCUUACUUUUUGCUUACGUGCUUCAAAGGUGAUCGCCCAUAGUUCUUCCUACAUAGCAGUGUAUGGCUGCCCUGGUAUUUAUAAUCCUGUGAGCCAACCGCCCAACGUCGUUUUAUGAUAUGCUUUCCCUUUCGCUUUACCCUUUUUGGGCCAGAGAAAAUACUAUUAUGAGAUCCUUUCGUUAAUUUCUCGUUUUUCCUUCUCAUCCUCAAAGAAACUAGAUGACAGAGCAUGAGAAUAAAUGUAUGGAAAAUUCAUGAUAGAUCGAAUGGUCUUUGUAACUAUUUAUCAUCUGUUGAGGUAAUAAACACCUCAGCAGGUGCAACAA